Messenger RNA from Amphiprion ocellaris (clown anemonefish), 4834 nucleotides. RefSeq names its product coiled-coil domain-containing protein 148. The record is from RefSeq and is a predicted model, not a curated record. Bases 1 to 1977 code for a protein of 658 amino acids. The transcript is spliced from 16 exons. NCBI's taxonomy places the organism in Eukaryota, Metazoa, Chordata, Actinopteri, Pomacentridae.
AUGGAGGGAGGUGGAGGAGGCGUUUCCGAGGAGGUGCCCGCUGUUGAAUUAACCAAUGACAGAAGAGAUGAUAGUUACCUUGGUUACCAAUUUUGUCAACCCAUACACUGUGCAGAGAGAGCGGGUAGCACCAGGUUUUUGAAGGUUGCAUGGAAAAAGAACAGUACAGCAAUGAGUGGAAGGGAUGUGCAAACGUUCGUAACAACCUACAGAGCAGAAGAUGUAGAAAAACUGACACUGCGAAUGAAAAAUGGUCUUGGCAGCUCAAAGUACAAACCGGUGGAAUAUAAAAGACUGCAAGCCAUUGUUGAUGUCAAACGCCUGGAGUCUGAACUAAUUCGACAAAAGGUUCAGAAGACUCGCUGUGCAGCCAAGGCAACCAAGGAGAGCUCCAUAUUACGGCAGCAUAGACAGGUGUGGAGCAGAGAGUGCCCUGGGCUGCAAAAGGCUGAGGAGGAGGCUGAGAAUGACAUCCAUGUUUUUCUAGAGCAGAUCAGGCCAAACGAUCUAACAGAUACUGCCAUUUUCUCACUUCACGAAUAUGAGCUGUGUCUUGAGAGGGCGCGAGAGGAUUUCAGAAUAGCCACCGUGGAGCCUAUUUAUCAGCUCAGGGAUGACCUGUGCUUCAGAUUGCAUGAAAUACAACUUCAGCAGCUUUCGGCACAUCCAUCAAACUGGGAACAAGUAAAACAACAGAUUAAGUUUGUGAAAGACCAGCAAGAUGACAUAAUGACAAAACUUCAUGUGGAGCAUCUGGACUUGGAGAAGGAGAUUAUGGGCCUUGGUUUGGAGAAAUAUCUUAAUAGUACUUCAGAUAAUUUGGUGAACACAGAAAAAAUUCCAAAGGAGGUUUUGGAUGCGGACUGCCCUUAUCCAGAGCUGCAGGACUGUCUGAUCCAGGCCUUCCACUCCCUGUCAAAGAGGUAUCAGAGCAGGUUACAGAGUCUUCAAGAGCUACUACAAAGAACUGACAGAUACUGCGGUUGGCCUCUAGAUGACCAUCAGCACUUUCAAUACACAUUGUCUAAAUACAGUCAUGACAUACCCAACCACAGAGCACUCUGUAUGGACAUGCUGUUGAGACUUUUCCCUGAAAAAUCAAGACAAGACCUGAUGGAGCACGAACGUGUGUGGGACUUGCAGUGUUUCACUCAGGCACAGCUGAGAGUAAUGACCCAGCAGUGGCAGAGAGACCAGGAGGAACUGCUGGUCAGAGCCCUGGUCACGCUGCAGGAGGCAAAACAUGCCCACCAGGAGGAGCUGGAGCUCCACAGAGGUCGCCAACACCAGCAGGACAUCUGCUUGCAUCUCAGAGAGAAACUGCAGCGGUGGCGGGCCCAGCAGGAGGAGGUGGCUAAGCUGGAGGCGGCUAUUGCAGCUCGACAACAAGAGGAGGAAGAGGCCCGGUUUAAGAGGGAGCAGGAGAAGGAGGCUGCCGUCAGGUCGCAGCAGAAAGAAAAAGUCAGACAGUUUCAUUCAAAGCAGCAGAAGAGGAGGGAGGUGCUGGAGCAGAGGGAUCAAGAGAGACUUGCUAAUCUGAGAAGCGUCAUGGAAGAGCAGGCAAAGCGAGAUAAACAGAGGGUGCAGUUUCGGGCUGAUAUGUUGCAGCGGCGGAGGAUGGAAAAAGAGGCGAGGGAGCUUGAGCGGCAGAGAGAAGCACAAAAGAGACAGAAUCGUCUGGAAGUUCUCAGAAACCAGGUUAUGGUGUCGGCAAAGGCAGACCCAGAGAGGAUGAUGGCGGAUACAGAGGCUUGGAGGAGUCGACACUUGAAUGUAAAGGAGUCUGAGCUCCAAAGGCCUCUCUACAGUAUUAACACGUACACAGACACACAGAUUGUGUCUGAUCCCAGAGUGCGGGUGGAGCAGGCUCUGAGGGAGGUGGGUCUGCACCACAGCCAAUAUGCCAAAGAGGUUCUUUCUGUUAUCAAGCCCACCAAACCACCUCGACCAGACACAAAAUCAAUCCUUAAAUUCUGACUGAUGUUUUAUUCGAGUCAUGGUAUGACAUCCAGCCAAGCCUUUUUCUAGUAUUGAGCAUCAUAUGACAUGUGAAUAAUACAGCUGAUGUGUAAAAGUCAUUUACAGCAUCAUAUGACAUGUGAAUAAUACAGCUGAUGUGUAAAAGUCAUUUACAGCAUCAUAUGACAUGUGAAUAAUACAGCUGAUGUGUAAAAGUCAUUUACAGCAGUUGUGCUAUUUGCUACAAAGGUUGCUGUACUCACAAAGUACCUUUUUCAUUUACAGUAUUGACCACCAACUGACACGGUGCAAUUCUUUAUAUCGACUUUUAAUGUAGAUGUUAUCCUCCAUAGCUCCACAUGAGCAAUACAGGAUCAUACAACGUCUCUGAGGGAUGAUUAACAUGUACAUCCAACAAAAAAAAAUAAUAUCUAUAGACAAUUAUCAAUCUGCAGUUAUUUAUCAACAGCAUAUGUUAUGAAGUUUGCAUUUGCAUAAGCAAAAUUUCAAGGCAGAAGCAACUGAAUAUAAUUAUGUAUGUGUGAGUAUUUAUUAACACAUUUAAUGUGCAGAUUCCUUGCUUGUGGGUGUACUUUAUCUUCUUCUGUCAUUUCAAACUACUAAGGAAUCAUAAUGGCUUGAAAGCAUUUAUGAAGAAAAGCCUUUUAAAACUACAGGCUACUGACAGAUCGCAAAUCUCCUCUACUGCUAUUUUUUAUUCCAAAAAUUCAAACGUUAAGUGGGUUUCCUAAUCCUCCAAACAUCCCCUCAGGAUUUAGAGUAGUCUCUUUAUCUGUUAUAUCUGUGGUUACAGUUAAAAUGAUUAUUGUCUGCAGCUUUGACAGACAUAAACGUGAAAAUCAACAUACAGAACACAUUUUUUUGAAAAUAUAUGUUUUCUCACACAGAUAUCAAAGCAUUAAAUAUUACAACAUACAAUACAUACUUACAUAUAUGUAUAUAUAUAUAUGCAACAGGCUUCAUAUUUUAGCUUCAUCAAAUAAAUCACAAAAAGCUUAACUUUUAAAUAAGUAUCUAAUUCACAUAUCAACAUGUUAAGUACAGUGUACAUAUAUAUACAUAUCCACAUAUCAGUCCAAGCUAUAUACAGUUUUUAGAGUUCGUGGGGUUUCAGGCAGCCAGUCCAAGGCGUUUCUUGAUAAAAUGGGAAACCAGGACUUGAGGUCUCUGCUGGUACUCCACCAGAACAUCAUGAGGGGAGGUGAUCUGGUCUCCCUCAAAGCGGUUCAGCAGUGCAACACAGAUCACAGCCGCUAGGAGAAAACAGAGAUCAUCAGUUCUAAUUCCCUCAGUCGUCGUGUUGGACAUCAUCAGUCAAAGAAGAAGUCAUUAGAAACGAGACAAAGAAGAAUAACGAGCAAAAUACCUUUGAGGCCACAGACACGGCACAUAGCAGCAAAGACGGUGGACUCCAUUUCAAUAUUCCUCACUCCCGCCUCGUAAGCUUUCCUCAGAUACUCCAGUUUUUCCUCAUGAGAGAAGGAGCAGAGAGCGCCGUCAAGUCGGCCUUGACCUGUAAGGGCACAGGUCAGGAUUCAUCAGUAUGUGAUGAGUGGAGGUGACUUUAUGGGUGUAUUAUAUAUGUCAUUAAAAAAAACACUAUCAAGAUGCUGUACCUUCAUAGAAGUCAUGGGUGCACAUGGUCUUUCCAAUUACUGUUGGAAAGUUCUGAAGCUCUGAGGAGCACUGCAGAAGCUCGCCGGCCACUCCCUCGUCCAGCUCAGUGCUCCUGGUGAUGACUUUACCCAGAACCACCUGCUCGAACUGGGGACGGAACGAGUAGUCCACUGCUUUAUCUGUGAUCACGACUGUCCCUGGAGCCAGACCUACAGAUGACAGAAGACACACUUGUAUCAGAGGAGCACAUUAGUGGUGAAACUAUGCAGUUCACCACAUGUAAAGCUUUCUGUAGCCUUUAAAAUGAAAAUCUGUUCUUACCGACUCCACCGGAUGUUCCCAGGCGAAACAAGACCACAUCACGGCACUGGGCAUGGUGCAGCAGUUUGAUGAGCUCGUGCAGCAUAAUGGAGAUGGAGGGGACACCCAUGCCAUGCUGUGAUAUAUACAGUAGAUAAAAAUAUACUUUAAACGUCUGUGAAAUACCUAUUUCUUACAACAUUUGAAGAAGUCUGCAGGGAUUGUAUAUAUAAUCCAAUGUGAAUUAUGGAACACUUACACUUAUCGAGAGCACCGGCCCCACUUUGUACAUGCAGUAGCGAUCGGUUCCCUCACAGAUAUCUCUGACUUCUUCUGGGUUUCCAGGCAGCUUAAGCUCCUGGUGGAUGAACUGGGCGAAAGACUUCAUUCGAUUUGCACUGCCACCAACACACACAAACUAUGAGAAAAAAAACAGAGAAAAACAAAAGACUAUGGAAUUGUUUUCUAGCUUUUAGAAAAUGCCCCUUUCCUCAACCUGGAUUUAUUUCACAAACCUUAAUAUCUCCAAACAUUUCAGGGAGAUUGUGAGUUUUGGUGCUCAAACUGAAGUGGUAGAGAAUGUCCUCCUCCAUGGUGUCCAAAUAGGGAUUUUUCACUUGGACCUGUUGUCUAAGUGCAAAUUGUUUCAUUUUAAUACAUGAACAGAAGUGAAUCAUAAGUAUGGACUAAGUGUAUCUUCUAAGUAGACUUUUAAAUACAAUUAAAUAAAGUAUAUGUUGAACAAAAAUGAGAAAACUCAAUUUAAAAGCGUAACAUUCUCCAACACUUACUUGAUAUACUCUUGGUGGUCGCUCCCCGUACAGUUUAGAAGAAUCGGUGCCAUGACUGCAAGCGAUGCUUUGAAAUUUGGUUUAAAAAGUUUUCAAAAGUUGCUGCAAAAUCUCUCAAGUACUUAUUGCGUCUCUUUUUCAAAUAA